GAUAACGUGUCACUGUGAUUGCUCCAAAGUUCAAUGUCGACCGGCACCAAGAGACAGGGACACACUCAGACAGACUGAACCAGUGGAGAGAGAAGAGACAGAGAAGUCCAGAGGAGAAGAGAAACACAUGAAAUCCUCUGCAAGGAGGCAGGACUGAAGGAAACCGGUACAGCCCAGAUACACACAGCUCUUGGUUCUGAGAGAGAUGGACAUCCUUGAAACAGCCGCCUAUGACCGAAGACAGCGCAGGAACACGUACUGUGUUCUGCUACUCUCUCUCUCGCCGUUCUUCCUGGCCAUCGCUGUCUACUUCUAUCUGUGGAUCCCUGACUCCUCCCCCUCCAUCUUCGCUGCGGCUAUUAAGGCCGCCCCUGUCAUCUCAUUGGCUCUCCUGGUGUUGAGCUACAAAGGGGGGAGGAGUCUCCUCGGCGUGGCGGGGGGCCUGAUCUUCUCGGCAGGCGGAGACUGUUGCCUUAUAUGGCCCGAGCUGUUUCUCCAUGGAAUGGCCUCCUUCGCCUUGGCCCACCUGCUCUACUCCCUCACCUUCCUCUCCACUCGUUACUCCUCCCCCAGCUCCUCCUCUCCCCUGUCCUACUUCUUCUGCCUGCUCCUGUGGCUGCUGGGGGGAGGCCUCUAUGCUUACCUCUUCCCUUUCCUGCAGAAGACACCGGACGCGGCCGCCCUGACUCCCGGCGUCGGGGUGUACGUGGCUCUGAUCGUCCUGAUGGCUACGCUGGCGGUUCGCACCCGCCGACCGCUGAUCAUGCUGGGCAGUUUGAUCUUCAUGACCUCUGACCUGACGCUGGCGCUGCAGACCUUCAAAGUGACGGAGCACCUGGAGCACGGCAGGCACAUCGUCAUGACGACGUACUACCUGGCGCAGCUGCUGAUCGCCGUGGGUGACAUCAAGGCCGCGGAGGGCGGGGAUGAGUUUGCCAAAUGGAAGAAAUCUUAGUUAUGGGGUUAUGUCAGAUAGGGGCCAGGUCCCAAUUUUCCACUCUGCUCCCGAAGUGUACAAACAACUGUCCCCUUUCUCACAUGGACUUUACAAUGGUGGAAACUCCCUCCAGCCAAUUCCUACUUAUACUACGCUCAUGCUUUUAAAUCAAUGACAGGGAGUGUUCAAGUGCACAAUUCUGGAAAAGGGUGAAGAAUCGGGACGUUGCCAUGGAAAGCAAACUCGGGACUACCGUUCUUUGACUAGUCGGCAGCUAUAGGAACUUCAGGCUGUUUGUUGAGACUAGACUGAGGAUGAGGCAGAAAGAAGUUGAAAAAGGAAGAUUCCCCCAAAGAAAAUCCUCUUUAUUAAACUAAACCUCAGAGUAUCAGGACAGUCUGUCCGUUUGUUGAGAAAACUCAGGGAUGGGAAACAUAACCACUGCCAUGAGGUUGACAUGACAGUACUUUCCAUAGUCCAGAAUAAAGUUAGAAAUAUCAUUCUCCUUCACUUUGUCUGUGAAAACAGUCCUACGGUCUUAAAGACAUAAUUUGAGAUGUGAUGCACUUCCCUUGUUAGUUGUGAUUUAUCAAACACAUUCUGUAUAACGGUCUGUUGAUAUGAAGAGACGAUUCUCAGAAAUGAAGUCCCUUAUGAAAAAAUAAAAUGUUUAUUUAUUCAUGAUGAAAUGGGGAUGAAAAAUAAACAAAGUUGUGUUACAUAUUUCAUGUUAUUUCAGACGUAAGAACUCUGCAAAAGUCACCCAUUAUGUUUAUAGACACAGACAAGACAGAAACAUCAACAAACAUCAACAAACGGUGGAUAUUCUGAAUGAAAGACAGUCAUUAAAGCCAAACACAAGAAGCCAACAGAAAUGCCUUAUGGGUAGUGAAACAUGAUCAAAAUGGAUUCUAAUAAAACAUCUGACUAAUGAAGCUGAAAGCUGCUAAAUAGGUAACACUUUAUUUUACAGCCUAAUUACCUGCUAUUUAUUCAGAAACAUAAGAACUAUUUUAUGUAGUUUAACAGUGUAAAUUACUUAGUGUUACCCAAUAACUAGUUGUAUUUGUUAAAAUUAUUUACCAAGUGACAAGAGGAUACCAAUUAUUACCAAGUAACGCCACACUAUGCCAGAUAUAUAAAUGGUGACGGGGCUGUGAAAUCACAUUACCACUAACUGUUACAUCUGAUAUUUUAUGUGUGGAAUCUGAGGGAUUGUUGGGCCAGAAUCCAAAGGUCAAGGCUUCUCUAAUCUGUUCUCUUCUACAGCUUAACAGCAACAGGGGGGAGUACAUCACAAACAGGAUCAGAUAACCUGAAGAAAUGUUCAGAAAUGACUUACGGUGCUAUCAGAAAAUAAAAUAUUGUAUCUUUAUUCAACCAGGAAAACACCUUUGAAGUUAGAAACCUCUUUUGCAAGAGGUCAGCAGGAAGUAGUCAGGUGUAGAUCAUAAUGAACAUAAUGAUAUAGACUGGACAUGGUAGAAGUGACUGAACACAAGAGAUAGAAGUUUAUCUGCGUCGCCUGGUGACAGUGUUUAGUGAAGCACCCUCUGCUCUCUAAAGCCUGCUACACUCUUAGAUCCAGCCACCCUGUAACAUGGGUCUAGAUGGACAACGACAUCAGCAUAUUUUCCUCAAGGAGUUAAU
This is a messenger RNA of Oncorhynchus nerka (sockeye salmon), 2587 nucleotides long. It is a transcript of the gene tmem86b, whose product is annotated as transmembrane protein 86B. Gene Ontology annotation, cellular component: membrane. Gene Ontology annotation, molecular function: hydrolase activity. The record is from RefSeq and is a predicted model, not a curated record. The transcript is spliced from 3 exons. Bases 206 to 955 code for a protein of 249 amino acids. Lineage: Eukaryota; Metazoa; Chordata; Actinopteri; Salmoniformes; Salmonidae.